This is a messenger RNA of Aspergillus lentulus, 945 nucleotides long. RefSeq names its product metallo-beta-lactamase type thioesterase tpcB (gene tpcB). The record is from RefSeq and is a predicted model, not a curated record. Gene Ontology annotation, biological process: secondary metabolite biosynthetic process. Lineage: Eukaryota; Fungi; Ascomycota; Eurotiomycetes; Eurotiales; Aspergillaceae.
AUGGCCCCCGGUGUAGGAGGCUACCGUCAAAUCAACAAAGCCUUGAAUAUUUGUGCCUUCGAGGAGUAUCUCGAAAGCCAGCAGACACAUUUGAGCUAUCUUCCAGACGUGGAGCAAAUCAGCCCCCGUGUAAUUCGAGUGCUCGGACAGAAUCCAGGAAAGUUUACCCUCCAAGGAACGAAUACGUAUAUCGUCGGCACGGGGACGGAGCGCCUGAUCAUCGACACUGGCCAGGGAAUUCCCGAAUGGGCGGACCUGAUCAAGGAGACUCUGUCCCGCGAUGACUUCUCGUUGUCUGACGUGCUCCUCACCCACUGGCACGGGGACCACACUGGUGGAGUUCCUGAUCUCCUUCGCAUGUACCCCGAUCUUACGCCACGCAUUUUCAAGCACACGCCAGACAGGACUCAGCAACCUAUCGUCGAUGGCCAGAUCUUCAAGGUAGAAGGUGCCACUGUGCGAGCAGUCCACUCCCCGGGCCAUUCGCAUGACCACAUGUGCUUUAUUUUGGAAGAAGAGGAGGCCAUGUUUACGGGUGACAAUGUGCUGGGCUCGGGAACAGCAGCUAUCGAACAUCUCAGCACCUGGAUGGUGACACUGAAGCAAAUGCAGAGCCAUGGCUGCAAGCUGGGCUAUCCAGCCCACGGAGCGGUAAUCACCGACCUUCAGUCCAAAAUUGGCAAUGAACUGGCCGGCAAGCUACGACGGGAGCGCCAGGCGCUGCAGGCGCUCCGACAAGCAAGUCGGAAUAUAAGCGGUGCACCCGGUAAAGGCAGGCUUACAGUCAAAGAGCUUGUGGCAGCUGUGCAUGGGGACCGAAUUGAUGACGGUAUCAGGGUGCUGGCUCUGGAGCCAUUCAUGGAUGAGGUGCUCCGCAAGCUGGCAGAGGAUGGUGCGGUGGGAUUCGAUAUGCGAGGAGGCGUGAAAAAAUGGUUUGCUGUGUGA